CUUAUUUCCCCUUUUUUCUUUUUUCUGAAUCAGAUCCUUGCUUAUAGAAUUUGCUGGGUGUGAUGCACCAGAACUUUUCAAAAGGAAACUUGCAGAUAUGCUCCAAAAGUCGCUGUCCAUAACAAUCCGAGGGACCUCACGUGAUGUAUUUGAUGUACGACCUCUUGGACAAUUUCUGCCCCCAAGUUUAAAAAAAUUGAAGUUACAGCAAACAGAUGCACGCCUCUUUGUCUUGUGGUUAGAUGCAGUCAGGAAAAUCCCUCUGUUCAACUUGCGAAGCUUGUGUCUUGUCUUGUACCUUAUAUCAGAUGAUCUUCUCAUCACAGUUAUGCAUUCUCUUCCUCAUUUGGUAGAGCUGGAUCUUGAAGACAGACCUUUUACAUUGUCAUCGGUAGGGGACUUGACCAACAUUGGACUACAGGCUCUGAAGUUCUGCGAGUGUUUAAUUGCCCUCUCAAUUGUUCGAAGUAAAAUGAAUUGUCCUGCUUCAUUUACAAGAGUGGACAAUAAAGGCAUGUUCCAUGUUUCUGAAGGUUGUAAAAGGUUGGAAUCAGUGAAACUUGGUGGGUUUGCAAAGGUUACUGAAGCUGGAUAUUCGUCAAUUCUGUACUCAUGCCGGAAUCUGAAGAAAUAUGAAGUGUUGACUUCACCUCUAUUAUCAGACUCGGUGAUUGAUAUGACAGGAGUUUCAAGGUCCGUAGUUGAAUUAAGGUUGUCAUCAUGCAGUCUUCUAACUCGUGAAGCUUUGGAGCAUUUGUCCUCGUUUCGUAAGUUGGAGGUACUUGAC
Capsicum annuum is the source of this 787-nucleotide messenger RNA. Its product is annotated as F-box protein At-B-like. Gene Ontology annotation, cellular component: SCF ubiquitin ligase complex. The annotation marks the transcript as partial. The transcript has 2 exons. Gene Ontology annotation, biological process: SCF-dependent proteasomal ubiquitin-dependent protein catabolic process. NCBI's taxonomy places the organism in Eukaryota, Viridiplantae, Streptophyta, Magnoliopsida, Solanales, Solanaceae. The record is from RefSeq and is a predicted model, not a curated record.